Messenger RNA from Dacryopinax primogenitus, 1802 nucleotides. RefSeq names its product cyclin-domain-containing protein. Gene Ontology annotation, cellular component: nucleus; cyclin-dependent protein kinase holoenzyme complex. Bases 153 to 1580 code for a protein of 475 amino acids. Gene Ontology annotation, molecular function: cyclin-dependent protein serine/threonine kinase regulator activity; protein kinase binding. The transcript has 2 exons. The record is from RefSeq and is a predicted model, not a curated record. NCBI's taxonomy places the organism in Eukaryota, Fungi, Basidiomycota, Dacrymycetes, Dacrymycetales, Dacrymycetaceae. Gene Ontology annotation, biological process: regulation of cyclin-dependent protein serine/threonine kinase activity.
CUCUCCUCCUUUCUCCCCUCAAUAUCUCCCUCUAUAACUCAUUCACUCUCUGCUCGUUGUCUAUCUUUCUACUGGCAACUAAAAACCUUUUACUACUGUCAACUCAAUAUACUGCCAUUUGUCAGUAACCACCACCCACCGAAACACACCGAAUGCUAUCCGCAGCACCAUCCCAGAAUCACUUCUCUUCCCCUUUCAAUCCCGCUUCGUACAACUACUACUACCCUCCAUCGUCAUCUCAAAAACUGCCAAAAUCACCAGAGAACAUAGACUCGAGCUCGAGAGACUCGGUUCGCAACUCAAUGACAAGGACGCGCUCUCAGGUAAAGCGCACGCCAUCAAGCACUGGCGCGUCCUCGUCUAUCUCUCGCGUCUCUUCAAGGGCUCAGCGCACGCCGGAUGCCCCCCUACCGACACCGGCAAACUCUCAGUCCCAGUCUCAAUCACAACCAAGCCAUCCGAUAGCUCCUGCAGAGGCAAUUCGAAUGAGCGAGGACGCGGCAGCACGGCUGCCUCAACCCCGCCCUCCGAUCACCGCCUCAUCGUCAAACACACCCCCGCCAUCUUCUGAAUGUCCCCGUUUGGACAUUGCCAAAUUUCCUUCUGUCGAUCUCAUGAAGCUCCUUGCCGCCCUACUCAGUCAGAUAUCUACUGCCAACGAUGCUCUUCGCGCGUCGUCUCCCUUUCCCUCGCCCCCUGCCUCUCGUUCUCCGCCUAUAGCACGGUCAUCUAGACAUACCUCACCCCCGUCUUCCUCGCAACUUCGUUCGCGACCCGUCACGCAGGGAUCCAUGGUAACCUCACCGACGACAAGCGAGGCCUCGUACUUGAGUUCAGCCGCUCGUUCCAAAUUGAGCCCGUCUUCUCUACUCACUUUCCAUGCACGUAACGUGCCAGCCAUAACCAUCGAAGCGUAUCUGCUGCGUAUCUUGAAGUAUUGUCCGGCACCAAACGAUGUAUUCUUGUCGCUCCUUGUCUACUUCGAUCGGAUGAGCAAGCUUGCACUAGACUUGACCGGAAAAGCCUUCGCGAUAGACAGCUACAAUGUGCAUCGAUUGAUCAUCGCCGGAGUCACUGUUGCAAGCAAGUUUUGGAGUGAUGUGUUUUACACAAACUCUCGUUAUGCAAAGGUUGGUGGCUUACCUCAAGCCGAACUUAACCAACUCGAGCUGCAUUUUUUACUGCUCAAUGAUUUCCACCUGCAUAUAGCCAUAGAAGAAAUGCAGAGUUACGGCGACCGACUCGUGCACUAUUCGACGAACCGCCAGCGGCUACAAAACGCUCACACACUGGCGUCACUCUUGCCGCCUACCCCUCCGGACGCACUCCAAUCACAGGAGCCAAAAGAGCAAGUUCGUGAGUACAACUUGGUGGAGCAUUCGGCGCCGGAAGGAAUGGAUGCAGAAAGAAUGGAUGUUGAUGAGCAUGAGGAGGACGAACCAGAGGACGACGAGCCGGAGGAAGAUGGAGAAGAGACUGUACGACUGCAUUCCUCCAGUGCGUCUGAAGCCUCGACUGCUACGGGCACGCCGGUAUACGAUAUCCGGGACCAUGCAAGGAUCGCUGAUAGGGGACAAUAACGGACACUGAAUGCCAUGGUACAUAAUGGUACAUUAUAUCUCCUUCGAGCGCUGCUUGAUGCACCUCGCUAGUCGUUUUCCUCUUCCUCUCUCUCGUCACUCAUCUUCUGUCUCUGUCUUGUUGGGCUCCGUGUGUUCCCUCUUCUGCGCAUCGCAUGCCUGUACAGCACGCAUCCCCCUCCGCACAUAAUACUUUCUCCUGCAAAACGGAAUCGGCUAGAU